AUGGAGUCGAAAUAUUUACAUCUGUACAAUUUACUCUUAUUGACUAUCACUGUUUCAGAGAUAUGUGCAGCACAAAACGACAUCACUUUAUCAGUGUUUACCGUCACUUCUAAAAGUAUGACGGUGCGCUGGAGUGGACAUACUGGCGCGAGCUCGUAUAAAGUCACAGCGACGCCGAAAAACUCGCCCGAACCGUCGGUGUUCGCACAAUUCAGCGGCAGCACGGUGAUGGGUUCUGUUAACUCUCUGUCACCGAACACCGUGUACAGGAUGCGGGUCGAUGCCAUGGACAACGCGGUGAACGUGCUCAGCAGUGCCGAAACGGAGGAGACAACAGCACCGGAGGUUCCCUUCAUAGAGCAGGCUUACUCGAAACACAGUGACAGCAUCACAGUGGAGUUCGCCCAAGUAUCUGGUGCCACCAGCUACAUCCUCCGGGCGGAGAACGAAGACGGAUUCUUUUCUGAAACUGUGGUGGCAUCUUCCCCUGGGACAGUGAUCAACCUCCAGCCCUAUGCCCAAUACACCCUAAGCGUGAUGUCUGUCAACAGUGGGGGCAGGAGUCAACCCUCCCUCCCCCUGAGUGCUAAGACAGUGGUGGUGGCCCCAGAGCUGAGUUCCUUAUCUCCCAGUAGUGACACCAUCGUGGUAAGCUGGAAUCCAGUGAACCAUGCAGUGUUGUACACUCUGUGUGUGAUCAUGGAGGGAUCAGAUACUCGGGUCAAACUCAACACUUCUCAGACCAACAUAACAUUUGACACCCUUGAGCCUGGCACCACCUACUGCAUCAAGGGCAAUGCCUGGGAUCCCGAUGGUAACCAAGGAGAUGACAUCACCAUCUACCAAAUUACACGACCCCCUGUCCCUGGGGAGGUGCAGGUACUGUUGACACCGGGUCGCUCUAUUGGUCUGGAGGUUGGUUGGCAGUUGGUCCGUGGUGCUGAUUCGUACUUUGCUGUGAGCUCAACGGGUCAGAACUGCAGCUCCUUAGAUGCCUUCUGCAUCAUCAGUCCCCUGAACUGCAGUCAGAACCACACCAUCACCGUCACGGCAUCAAACCAAGCUGGACCCAGUGACCCGUCAACACCAGAGGACCUUCUCACCUUCCCUUGUCCUCCUGAGCUGGUGUGGGUUGAGGAGCCGAGAGCAGGGAACUGUUCCGUCAUCUGGUCUGAGGUUUUGUGGGUGGAUUACUACAUUGCCUACAUGAAAAGAGAUGAUGGUUUAGAGGAACACUGCAACACCACUGGCACGGCCUGCAAUUACGAAUGCACAUGUGGAUACACAUACCUUACAACUGUAUUCGCUUACAACCAGGGUGGGUCAAGCCCACCGGGUCAAAUAGUCAACUAUACAACAAUUCCAUGCUGUCCAGAGGAUGUGUCCGUGUCCCUGAUAUCCACAGAGACGUUAGAGAUCUCGUGGUCAGCGGUUCGAGGAGCUGAGUUAUAUGAAACGAUUGCUGCAGAUGGGACUGAAUUGAUCCACUGCAAUGACACGGCCCCAGUCUGUGCGCUCUCUGAUCUCACCUGUGACAGCCUGUACAGUGUAGUGGUGCGGCCAUGCAGUGAAAUACAAGGAUGCAAUUACACCUGCAGACCACACACACGCCGGACAGCUCCCUGUACCCCUGAGAUACUGAACGUGACUCAAGUGACCUCUUCGAUAGUGCAGGUGUUCUGGACAGCUGCAAACACCCAGGCUAACUACAGCGUGAUUGCCACGGGUCACACCGACUUGCUCUCUUGCUCAUCCAGUGGCACUUCUUGUUACAUCAGCCAUUUGCCCUGCGGAGCCACAUAUGAAAUCAGUGCCUAUGCCAUCACAGAGGCAGGACAGAGCCUGCCCAGCUAUACCAUUCCCCUGGAAACAGGACCAUGUUGUCCUGACACUCUGACAGUGGAACAGGUGACCCAAGCCAUGACGAAUGUGACUUGGUCACACUCUCCGGGGGCACGGUCCUAUGUCACCUCCCUGACAUCACUCAAAGGUCAUGCCAAAUGCCACACCAUGGACACCCACUGCCUAAUGGGAUGCAUCACAUGUGGCACCAACUACAGUGUGUCCCUGGAGGCCAUCAGCAUCACUGGCCACAAAACACUGUGCAAUUACCAUGGUUUCUCUUCAAGCGCGUGUUGUCCAUCCAGUGUGAAACUAUACCGGAUGGUAAACAGCACACUGCGGGUGUACUGGCGCUCUUCCCCUGGCCUGUAUAACUACACUGCUGACCUGUACGGUACCAGGUCCAACUAUACCUGCAAUGCAGCACAAGGGUCCAAUGCAUGUGACGUGUCUGAGAUACUGUGUGGGGAAGUGUACACGGUCGUGGUUGCUCCCUUAACACAGGAUGGUUCGAAAGUCACGUUCUGCCCCAGGAGACUCUACUCAGUUGCCUGUUCCGGAAACACUGUGGGAAUGGUAAUCUAUCGAGGGCGGAGGAGUGUGGACUAG
Messenger RNA from Xyrauchen texanus (razorback sucker), 2451 nucleotides. Its product is annotated as fibronectin type III domain-containing protein 7-like. Bases 1 to 2451 code for a protein of 816 amino acids. Gene Ontology annotation, molecular function: protein binding. The transcript has 13 exons. The record is from RefSeq and is a predicted model, not a curated record. Lineage: Eukaryota; Metazoa; Chordata; Actinopteri; Cypriniformes; Catostomidae.